Molecule: messenger RNA, 396 nt
Organism: Babesia ovata
Lineage: Eukaryota; Apicomplexa; Aconoidasida; Piroplasmida; Babesiidae
Product: ribosomal-ubiquitin RPL40
Exons: 2
Coding region: 1-396 (131 amino acids)
Biological process (GO): translation; modification-dependent protein catabolic process; protein ubiquitination
Cellular component (GO): cytoplasm; nucleus; ribosome
Molecular function (GO): ubiquitin protein ligase binding; structural constituent of ribosome; protein tag activity
Source: RefSeq, a predicted model, not a curated record
AUGCAAAUCUUCGUGAAGACUCUAACUGGCAAGACCAUCACGCUCGAGGUCGAGCCCAGUGACACUAUCGAAAAUGUUAAGGCCAAGAUCCAGGACAAGGAGGGCAUUCCUCCGGACCAGCAGCGUCUGAUCUUUGCCGGCAAGCAGCUGGAGGACGGCCGCACGCUCUCCGACUACAACAUCCAGAAGGAGAGCACCCUCCACCUGGUGCUCCGCCUGCGUGGUGGCAUCAUCGAGCCCUCGCUGGUCAUCCUGGCGCAGAAGUACAACUGUGACAAGAUGGUGUGCCGUCGCUGCUACGCGCGCCUGCCUCCCCGCGCCACCAACUGCCGCAAGAAGCGCUGCGGCCGCUGCAGCCAGCUGCGCCCCAAGAAGAAGAUUAAGGGUGGUAACUGA